This is a messenger RNA of Daucus carota subsp. sativus, 4526 nucleotides long. RefSeq names its product phosphatidylinositol 4-kinase beta 1. Gene Ontology annotation, biological process: phosphatidylinositol-mediated signaling; phosphatidylinositol phosphate biosynthetic process. The record is from RefSeq and is a predicted model, not a curated record. Gene Ontology annotation, cellular component: cytoplasm; membrane. The transcript is spliced from 16 exons. Gene Ontology annotation, molecular function: 1-phosphatidylinositol 4-kinase activity. The coding region runs from base 407 to 3631 and encodes 1074 amino acids. NCBI's taxonomy places the organism in Eukaryota, Viridiplantae, Streptophyta, Magnoliopsida, Apiales, Apiaceae.
AAAACGUUUGUGAGUUGUAUCUCGUAAUUACUGAAUUUGCUUCUUCGGUAGCUCGUUCGUCUUGGUUGAUUGCAAACACAGACAAGGAAGACAGCCCAGCGACAUCGUGAUAUACACACACAUAUACAUACAACAUAUAGCUCAGCAUACACUCUUCUUCUCCGUAAGACUUCUCCGAUCUGUACUUUCCCUUUGAUUUUCAACACUCUCUUCGCCAUUACAUACACAUAUAGAUACACAAUUCUGCAGAUUCAUUUCCACAGCUUUGUCAACUUCUAGGGUUUGUGAUUGUUCGAUUUCUAGGGUCUGAUUGCUGUUAUGAACUUGCUUUGAAGUGUCUAGGGUUUGAAUUGAAGUUUCAAUUUCUGAGAAUUUUAGGUUAGGUUUUGUGAUGAUUUGAUCUGGAAUGGCGAGGCUAUUGGGAUUGACUCGCGGCGAAUACGAGUCGCCGCGAGAGGUUACGAGAACAAUCCCAACUAGUGAUACUAGUACUGAGAAUGGCUGGUUGAUUAGGUUUUUUGAUUCUGCGUUUUUUUGUGAGUGGAUUGCGGUUAGUUAUUUGUAUAAACAUGAUCAUCCCGGUGUGCGGGAUUAUUUGUGCAAUAGGAUGUAUACGUUGCCGUUGUCUGGUAUUGAGAGUUACUUGUUUCAAGUGUGUUAUAUGUUAGUUCAUAAACCGAGUCCGUCGUUGGAUAAGUUUGUUAUUGAUAUUUGUUCAAAGUCGCUGCAAAUUGCGUUGAAAGUGCACUGGUUUUUGAUGGCGGAGUUGGAGGAUUCGGAUGAUAAUGAAGGGAUUAGUAGGAUUCAGGAGAAGUGUCAGAUUGCGGCUACUUUGAUGGGGGAGUGGCCUACUUUGAUUAGGCCGCAGAAUGUGUCUUCGAAUCCACUAGGUAAGAAUCAAGUUCUUAAUAGGCUGUUAUCAUCGAAGCAGAAGCUUUUGUCACUGACUUCGUCACCCCCUACUCAGCGUUCAGCAUCGUUAACAGUCCCGUCAGGCAACUCUUUGCAGGAGGAUGGUAGUAAAAUAUCAUCUGACGAGAGUAAGAUUUUUAAGAAAUUUAUGCCGGGUCAAAAAGUAAGAGAUGCAUUACUUUUUAGAAAAUCAGUGGAGAAAGAUGACGGGGAGACGGACAAGGAUGGGUUUUUCAAGAGGCUCUUAAGAGACAGCAAAGACGAGGAUGUUAGGAAGUCGACUGAUAAAGAUGAGGAGGAGACCGAGAAGGAUGGUUUUUUCAGAAGGUUUUUAAGAGACAGUAAGGACGAAGACGAGGAGCUCACAUCGAGCUCAGAGGGUUUCUUUAAAAGGUUGUUUCGUGACAAAGCUGAUUUAGAGGUGGUUACCAAAUCUGUAGAAGAUGAUGACAAGGAAGGUUUUUUUAGGAAGUUUUUCAAGGAUAAAUUUGAGGACAAGAAGGAUGGCAUUGACCAAAAGGACAUUGAUUUGAUAAAAUCUGUUGAAGAUGAUGAAAAAGAAGGGUUCUUCCGGAAACUUUUUAAAGAUAAAUUUGAUGACAAAAAAGAUAAUUUAGACAGAACUGAUGAGGAGACCAAGGGGCCAACCAAUGAAGACGAAGAAGAACAUUCUGAAGUUCCAUUAUUCCGUAGAUUUUUCAGCCUGAACCAUGGAGAUAAGAAGACUCCUGGAACUGAUGAACACAGUAAUGGUUUGCAUGAAGGCGGUGCAGGUAGUCCGGGGACGGAGAAAUUUUUCCGCAAGUUGUUUAGGGAUCGUGAUCGUUCUGUGGAGGACUCUGAAAUUUUUGGUUUAAAGAAGCAAAAGGAGAAACAUCCUGGUUCGCCUAAGCAGCACAAUGAUAAAUCAAAUGUCAAGCCCCCUCUUCCAUAUAAUGCUUCACAGUUUAGGAAAGGGACGUAUCAUGAGUCACUGGACUUUGUGCAAUCGCUCUGUGAUACAUCGUAUGGUUUAGUAGAUGUAUUUCCUGUUGAAGAUCGCAAAAGUGCUCUUUCUGAGUCACUUACUGAGAUCAAUGCGCAUAUAACUGCUGCUCAAAGUAGUGGAGGUGUGUGCUUCCCUAUGGGAAAGGGUAUGUACCGUGUUGUUCAUAUACCUGAAGAUGAAGCUGUUCUUUUAAAUUCCAGAGAGAAGGCACCAUACCUGAUUUGCGUAGAAGUUCUGAAAAGUGAGACAGUGAGCAACACAAAGGAUGUAAAUAAUAGUCAAAAACUUUUUAAAGGAGGAAUCCCUGUAGCAAACGGAGAUGCAUUUUUGCCGAAGCCUCCUCCAUGGGCUUAUCCAUUGGCAGGACAGGACCGUUAUGGUGGUUAUGAUAGGAUGUCAAGAUCUGCUUCAGAUGCUAUUGAUCAGGCUAUGGCUCAAUUAUGGGAUGCAAAAGCUAAAGUUGUUCAUCUUGCUCUUUCAGUGGAGAAGCAACAGCUCAGCCAGUCGACAGAAACCGCAGAUCAUGAUUCUAAUUGUGUCAUUCAUCCUUGUGAUCAAUUUGAUUCAGACAAAGAAGGUACAAACUGUGCAGCCAGAGGUGGUAGUCGUGACUUGGAAAGAGUAAGGGUAGUUCUGACAGCAGAUCCUGGGGUUAGCAUGGAUGACACGGAGGAUCAAGAGCCACCACAUCGGAAGGAACACCGACGUGUUCCAAGUACAAUAGCUUUUGAGGAAGUUAAGGCUGCUGCUUUGAAAGGAGAAGCUCCUCUUGGACUUCCUAUAAAAGGCGCUGGUCAAGAUUCAUCUGACUCCCGAUCACAUGUUAGUAAUGGUGAUACGCCAAAAGCAAGCGAUGCUUUAUCUGGUGAGCUAUGGGAAGUAAAGAAACUGAGAAUUCGUAAUGCAUCAGUACAUGGAAAAUUACCUGGCUGGGACUUGCGCUCUUUAAUUGUCAAGAGUGGUGAUGAUUGUAGACAAGAGCAUCUUGCAGUGCAACUAAUCUCUCACUUUUAUGAUAUAUUUCAAGAAGCUGGUCUGCCACUUUGGUUGCGCCCGUAUGAAGUGCUAGUUACUUCUUCGUACACUGCACUCAUUGAAACAAUUCCAGACACGGCAUCACUUCAUUCUCUCAAAAGUAGAUACCCCAACAUUUCCAGUUUAAGACAGUUCUUUGUCGAUAAGUAUCAGGAGAAUUCUCCGAACUUUAAGCUUGCCCAGAGAAAUUUUGUGGAAAGCAUGGCUGGUUAUUCUCUUGUUUGCUACCUGUUGCAGGUCAAGGACAGGCAUAAUGGAAACCUUUUGUUGGAUGAAGAAGGCCAUAUUAUACACAUCGACUUCGGGUUUAUGUUGUCCAAUUCUCCUGGAGGUGUUAAUUUUGAGAGUGCACCAUUUAAGUUAACCCGUGAACUUCUUGAGGUCAUGGAUUCUGAUGCCGAGGGAGUUCCAAGUGAAUUUUUUGAUUAUUUCAAGGUUUUAUGUAUUCAAGGCUUUUUAACUUGUCGGAAGCAUGCUGAACGCGUAAUUCUUCUUGUUGAGAUGUUGCAGGAUUCUGGUUUCCCGUGUUUUAAAGGUGGACCUCGGGCAAUACAGAAUUUAAGGAAAAGAUUUCAUCUAAGUUUAACCGAAGAGCAAUGUGUGUCGUUGGUGCUUUCUCUCAUCAGCAGCAGCUUAGAUGCUUGGCGGACACGUCAAUAUGAUUACUAUCAGAGGGUGUUGAAUGGAAUUUUAUGAUGUAGAUCUCACUGCUAUGUUCUCAAUUCUCAUGAUGAGCAGUCAGUAAGAUGAAGCACUGUGAAGAACCAACUACGUCUGUGAAUCGUAUUGUGAUGGGGAGCAGUUGAUUCAUUUAGUGAUGGGCUAUAGAGGUUUUGUUUGGACAUCUGAUAGCAGUUUGUGCCCUGCAAUGGAUCAAUGUCAGAGCUCUAUUAUGGCUAUAUCCAUCAGCAUGAGUAAUUUUCUUUUGCACCAAUUUUUGAAUUAUCAUUUUGUUUCAAGGAAUAUGGACUGCGCUGUCUAGAAGAAAAUAUAUCAAUUAUGAAGCUGCAACGAUAUUAUUCUUCGUAUUCAUGUUGGCCAGCCGGGACAUAGUGUACAGGAUUAUGGAAAUCAGCAAAUUCUCUAGAAAUGAGAUUGUUAUCAGGACCAUACUCUCAAAGUUUUUACGCAUUUGCGCAAAGAAUCGGAUUCCGCGCAAUAGUCAGCUUGUACAAUCCACUUCGUUCUAUUUUCUGUGUCGAGGUCAUUAACAUAUUAGUAGCCAUUGGAAAAGGCAAGCAGAUUCUUGUUGAUAACACCACCGAAGAUAUGCCAUUUAAGCUUUCUUCCAGAUUCUGCAGUCGUCGGCAGAGACGCAAAUUUGCAACAUAGGACGAUUUCUGUGUAAUAUCUUGUUCAUUAAGUUGGUUUUAAGGGUCUUUCUUUUUUCUUCCCCAUUUGAUGAGUGCAUACUUGUUUCAUAUUACAAUCUUUUGCAACUUGAUAUGGAAAGUUAAGUGAGUUUGGUGUCCUACAGUGUAGAGCCUUUUUAGCAUUGUCCACAGAUUUCAGGCGCAGAAUGUACAUUACUGUAAUCUUUUACUUGAAACCAAUUUUGAUACAGGGUUUAAACUAUUGCACGUUUCUCGCA